Messenger RNA from Diabrotica virgifera virgifera (western corn rootworm), 1275 nucleotides. Its product is annotated as 52 kDa repressor of the inhibitor of the protein kinase-like. The record is from RefSeq and is a predicted model, not a curated record. Gene Ontology annotation, molecular function: protein dimerization activity. NCBI's taxonomy places the organism in Eukaryota, Metazoa, Arthropoda, Insecta, Coleoptera, Chrysomelidae. The transcript is spliced from 2 exons. Bases 1 to 1275 code for a protein of 424 amino acids.
AUGAAGCGACUUCAGCAGACUUCUAUUGACAGUUUUAUCGGGACCGUCAACAAAAAAAGUAAGUCAAGUGUUAUCAAUGAAAGUAGUAUUCCAGAAUCAACAAGUAAUGAUCCACCUUCAGCACCACCUUGUAGUUCGACCUUUAACAUUGAUACACCUAAAUUGGCUGAACCUGAGGCUGAGCUUGAGUCUUCGUUAAAGAAAAACGAUUAUAGUUUACUGGAUAUUGGAAAUUUUAUAGACAGUGCUUCUUCAGAUGAUUUUUUAAAAUUAGAAGCUUUGACCAACUGUUGGACUCCCCCGGAAAAUUAUGUAUUUCCCCUUUCUGAAAAGAGACACCUAUCUUUUCAAAGAAAGCUCUAUGAAUACAUAGUUGAAGCUCUUGAGGUUCUUCAAGAGAAACCUAACAGAGAGACUUCAGUUCAGGCUUUACAACUAUCUUCCACUAUUAUGAAUUCAGAAUUUAUUAUCACUCUUUUAACACUGAAUAACUUAUUCUCUUUUACCGUAAACUUAACAAAAAAUCUUCAGAAAAUUAAUGUAGAUUUGGUAGCGUGUGUUGAAUACGUCGAUUUAUUAGUACAGUCGAUCCAGUCAUCUAGAGACACUUGCGACAGAUCUUUUAAUAAUAUUUAUAAAGAAGUAGAAAAGCUUGUUUUGAAUAUUGGUGGCCAGAUUGCAAAACCAAGAACUGUAAGUCGUCAAACUCAGCGUGGAAACAUUCCGGCUGAAGAUGCUGAGCAAUACUAUCUUAGAAAUCUGUAUAUUCCAUUUAUCGAUCACAUUUUAGUUGAACUAAAAGAUCGUUUUUCUGAACAUCACAAAUUAAUUUCCGACUUGCAGUUACUUAUACCAGAAAAAUGUGUAAUCGCUAAAGCUAAACUCGAAACUUUUAAACAAAUUUGUGAAUUAUAUGACAAAAAUUUUUGUUCAUUCUCGGCAGAAUUUCAUGUGUGGCAGAACAAGUGGAUUAAUGCCAAUUGUAAUAAUGAUAAUCUCCCGAGAACUGCCAUUGAGGCUUUUCUUAAUGCAGAUGGCUCGUUUUUCCCCAAUAUUAAGGACCUACUACAAAUACUGGCAACUUUGCCUUGCUCUACGGCAACUCCAGAAAGGACAUUUUCAACGCUAAGACGUUUAAAAUCUUGGUUAAGAAAUUCCACCCUUAAUGAAAGAUUAAACGAAUUAGCACUAAUGUCGGUACAUAGAGAUAUUCGAAUAAGUUCUGAAAACGUAAUAGAAAGAUUUUGUCUUAAAAACCGCAACAUACCUUUAUAA